Mercurialis annua (annual mercury) is the source of this 1490-nucleotide messenger RNA. Its product is annotated as D-galacturonate reductase-like. Gene Ontology annotation, molecular function: aldose reductase (NADPH) activity. Gene Ontology annotation, cellular component: cytosol. The record is from RefSeq and is a predicted model, not a curated record. The transcript has 4 exons. The coding region runs from base 128 to 1075 and encodes 315 amino acids. Lineage: Eukaryota; Viridiplantae; Streptophyta; Magnoliopsida; Malpighiales; Euphorbiaceae.
CUAUAUUGUACUGGAAGCAAAUAUUUUGACUUAGACUAAGUUGCCUAUAUAUGAUGACAUUUCAAAGAACAUAAAGAAUCAGAAAAAACACCGGAAAAUCUCUGUUCGGAGGAGAGUACCGGCGCCGAUGACGAUACCUGAGGUUUCUCUAAGCUCAUGCAAGAAAACCAUGCCGGUCAUCGGACUGGGCACGUCGUCAGACCCUACUGCUGACACAGAAACUACAAAAGCCGCUGUAAUUGAAGCCAUUAAAGCAGGCUACCGUCACUUUGACACGGCGUUUGCUUACCGGUCGGAGCAAGGUGUCGGAGAAGGAAUAGCGGAGGCUUUAAAAACUGGUCUUAUAAAAUGUAGAGAUGAGCUUUUUGUUACUUCUAAGCUAUGGAGUAGCUUUGCUGAUAAAGAUAUGGUGGUGCCUGCUAUUCAGAUGAGUCUCAAGAAUCUUCAGUUGGAGUAUCUAGAUUUGUACCUUAUUCAUUGGCCAUUAAAGCUAAGCCAAAAUGUUCGUUCACUACCCACAACAGAAGACAAUAUAUUUCCUUUAGAUAUUCAGUCGGUAUGGGAAGGCAUGGGAGAAUGCAAAACCCUCGGCUUAACAAAGGCUAUUGGCGUAAGUAACUUCUCCCGCAAGAAACUCGAACAGCUCUUGUCCGCCGCUAAAAUUCCUCCGGCAGUCAAUCAAGUGGAGAUGAACCCGGUUUGGCAGCAAAAGGAACUGAGGAAAUUCUGUAAGGAAAACGGCAUUCUUAUUACGGCUUACUGUCCUCUGGGUGCAAAUGGAACUAAAUGGGGUGACAACAGAAUAAUAGAAUGUGAUGUGCUUGAAGAAAUUGCCAAAGCUAAAGGAAAAACCACUGCUCAGGUAUCAUUGAGAUGGGUGUAUGAGCAAGGGGUGAGUUUGGUGACAAAAAGUUUCAAUAAAGAGAGGAUGAAGCAAAACCUUGAGAUAUUUGAUUGGUCAUUGAGUGAGAAGGAAUCGGAAAAGAUUAAUCAGCUUCCUCAACGUAAAGGGGUUCUAUUUGUUAAUUUAUUGGGUCCUCACCAAUUUGUUCGACAGAUUGAUGCAGAGCUUUAAAGAUUUAAUGGCGAAAAAAAAUUCAAACAUUUACGACUUGUUAUAAUUUAAUCCAAACUGUUUUAUUUUUAUAAUAAUAGCCAAAUUAUAUUUUUCCGUUAUAAUAAUAGCCAAAUUGUUGGCCAGAUUGUUAUCUUCAAUUAGACUAUUAGGCUAUUAUUGCAACAGAAAAAUACAAUUUGCCUAUUAUUACAAAUAUUUAAAUUAAAUAUAACAAAUCAUAAAAAUUUAAAAAAAAAUUACUGUUAGGCCAGCUUUAAAAGAACGUUACGAGAUUUAUUUUAUCAAACUCUGUUAUUACCACUAUUGUUCUUCUUGUUUCUGGUUUGAGUUGAUGCUAUGGAUAAUUUUUGUUAUGCUUCAUAUUGGAAAAAUGGUGUUUCCACCAUCUGAAUUACGGAAUUUUUUUUAUCUA